Molecule: messenger RNA, 24550 nt
Organism: Coregonus sp. 'balchen'
Lineage: Eukaryota; Metazoa; Chordata; Actinopteri; Salmoniformes; Salmonidae
Source: the annotation of a GenBank genome assembly
AUGUCCGGAUCCCCGGGCUCGGGUGGCUCAAACCCCAGGAAGUUCAGCGAAAAGAUAGCGCUGCACAACCAGAAACAAGCAGAGGAGACGCGGGCCUUCGAUCAGCUUAUGACAGAUCUCACUGUCUCAAGGGUAAGCAGAUCCCUGUCUAUAAAUAUCGAAUUAUUAAGUGUGAUUAUUAGUGCAUGAGUUGUCUCAAACUAGAUAAGAAUGCCAUGUUUAUUUUGAUCAAGGAAGUUGGACAGGCAAUCCCGCAAGGUGUGAAUGCUCUCCGCUGUCAAGCAGCGGGGCACCUGUCAAACUUGUAAAACGAAUUACAAUUCAUUGAGGUUAUAGUUAGGCAGGCUACUUCGAAAUAAGGCUAGCUGUUAAAAAAAAAAAUACCCCUAUGGUUAUUGUUUAGUAUAGAACUACAAUGACUGUAGUUAACAAUGAGGUUGUUUUUAAUACUUACAACAAGGAGAAUCAUAAAUCGAUGUUAAAUUCAUCAGGAUUGUUUGGAAAUAUAUUUAGCCUAAACAGGGGGCUAUCAAUCGAUGGCUGACAGUUCACACUCACUAAUUAGACAUAGGCCAUCAUUGAUCACUGCCUUGUGUGUGAUGUCAUCUGAACAGAAACAUCACCAGUGAACAUGCUUUCUGCACCACCCACUCUUGCACUAGUCAGCCUAUUCUUGUAUGAAAUGAUUGGUUAAUAACCAGCCAGCAGCUGCAUAUUCUUUUAUGAGUCAUCAUUAGCAGCAAUGUGUUGUUGUCAUAUGAUGAUGUAUAGAUGGCAAUUGUAAUGGCGCCUCUAAUUUUGCCUGCACAAUAUACUGUGGCUUAGCUACAUUCCCCUGUAAUCAUCUGUUUGAAUAAACCAUUAUGUUGCAUUUUUUUAUACAGAGAAGUGAGAUCUUCAGACCUGACUUUUCUGCACUGAAAGGGACCCAAACCGCUAAUUAUGUGCAGAUCUCAUCCAUUUGACUAUUUAUUACAUUUACAUUUUAGUCAGUUAGCAGACACUCUUAUCUAGAGCAACUUACAGUUACUAAUGUUAAUGUAGCUAGGCUAAUUUUGAGUUGGGCAGCACUUUACAUUUGUCAGGACAAUUGCAUUCUACAACACCCAAGGCCAGUUUACUGUUAGGCUGCAUCAAGGUCUCAAAUCAAUCCCCUCUAUUGUGAACGAGCAGCUCUCACAUUGCUUUACAGUGGGACACACACACACACACACAGUCAUGCUGCUCUUAUCUUCAAUAGAGCCCUCGAGGUCUCUCCUGCAUUUAUCUUAAUGGAGUAAAAAGGCAGAGUUAUUGGGGGCGUUGGGUGACGCAUGCCUGGUUUUGCUCAGUGUUGGUAGCCUGCAACCGUUGGAGGUUGGCAGGUUGAAUGUAAAGAUGGCAAGGGCAUCCUUGUAUUGGGGACUUAUUUGCUGAGGAAUGUAACUGUUUUCUGGGUGAUUUGUGAGGUUUUAUUUGCGCUUCCCAUGACUGUGUUUUUGUAUUUUAAUGUGUGUGUAAAAUAAAAUGAAUGGCCAAAGCUUGCAGGGAACCUUGUGUAGACAUACCAGGCCUGCCUCAUCUGCUAACUACUCAUAACCAGUUCACCAUGUGUAUCCAGCUAGCUAGGAAGGACACUUCUUGUGGGUCUGAGUCACUUGAAAUGUACCAGCUUUGCAUCCAAUGUCAUAUUUAAAUGACUUAUAUUAAGAAGCAGAAUGGAAAGCAGCAUCGUUCUUGUUUGGAACAAUCGGUUGACUGCAUUUAACCUUACAGAACAGCAAGCAAACUUAUAGUGAAUCUAACAGCGAGGAGGAGGAACUGUGCUGCUUGAGUGACAGGGGAGGCGCCAGGCCCCCAGUGUCCGGUCUGGAGCGUGAAGUCAUUAGCUCUGCUGGUCGGCUACUGCGUAGCAAACUAGCAGUGCCAAAGCCCUGGUCUGCCCUAGAAAGCCUAUGUCAAUUACGAUCGCCAGAACGGCCAAACCCAAAAAAUGUAGGCGCCUGUUUUGAGCUCUAAAAGUAGUUUUUCUUAUUUUGAUCAAGUCCAACUACGAAUUAUUUUAAAGUUCGCUACAAAUCGAGAUAUUUAAUUAAAUAGUGAUCCAUUCCGACUACAACAUUUGUCGUCACACAGGACCACGUGCUGACACACCAAUCACGGUCCGGCAGGCUACGAGGAGGCUCGCGCCCUCAUGCACGUGUCUCUCAUGCAGGAUGAAAACGACUACAUCGACCAUGAUCCUUUGCUAGUUACGGCCACUUUCACUAUUUUUCUAAUGUAUUAUUUUGUUGUGCUAUUCAGCCCCAUUCAGCAAUAAGGCACACUUCAAAUACUUCCCGCUUCAUGCGCCAUCGGGAGUUUUCCAUGGGAAUACGUGGAUGAAGUCACCAUCUACUGGUUUUAAUGUCUAUGGGAGGCACUUGGUGUGUGUGGGAAGCAGCCGCAAGAGGAGGAGAACUGAGUAAACUAUAACAAAUGUUGCAAGUGGCUGAGAUGCGUUUCAGAAUAUUGCAUGCGAUAUAAAUCUCUUUUAAUGUGGAUAUCGCACAUGUCACUAUUGCGAUUUCGAUGUGAAUUUGAUUAAUUGUGCAGCGCUUUAUAUGCAGUGCAUUCGGAAAGUUUUCAGACCCCUUGACUUUUUCCACAUUUUCUUACUUUACAGCCUUAUUCUAAAAUUGGUUAAAUAAAACAAUUUCCUCAUCAAUCUAAAUACCUCAUAAUGACAAAGUGAAAAGAGGUUUUAGAAAAUUUAGAAAAUGUAUUAAAAAUAAAACAGAUACCUUAUUUACAUAAGUAUUCAGACCCUUUGCUGUGAGACUCAAUUGAGCUCAGGUGCUACUACACGCACACAGUCAAGAAAACUGACAUGAUCUCCUGGGAAAAAAUAUAAAGGUUCCAUUCAUGUUAUUUCCAUACCAUCGGUUCACAAUGUCUUCUUUUAUGAGAGGCCAGAGUUGGAAAUGGCCAGUUAAAGGAGAUGUGGUUUGGAGGCUACUCCGAGUGAUGUUGCCCAUAAGGUAUGAACUGUUGAUGACCCUUGAGAGACAGAGGCCCAGUGAGUGGGUUGCAGCAAACGGCUGUAAUUAAAACUCUCUGUUUCAACAUUCACAACAGGCCAUUACAGGCUGAGUUGAAAGUGCUCGAAUGGCACUGAGUUGGUUUGUUUUAGGGCUGGGAAUUGCCAGGGAUCUCACAAUAUGAUAUUAUCGCGAUAUGUUGGUGCCGGUACGAUAUGUAUUGCGAUUCUCACUAUUCUAUACAGUGAGCUCCAAAAGUAUUGGGACAGUAACACAUUUUUUUGUUUUGGCUUUGUACUCCAGCACUUCUAUUCUUAUUUACAAUAAGUGACUCCAAAAUGACACAAUGCAUUAUUUACCAUUAAUUUCUAUUAGGCACAAAAUAAUCUGAAACACAACCAAAACAAACAGCAAAUGCAUCCAAAAUGUGUAGUCACAAGCUUGAUGUAGUCAUUGCAUGCUAUGGAUGUGGGACCAAAUACUUAACUUUUGACUACUUUAGUACACAGAAGUCAAUGUGUCCCAAUACUUUUGGUCACCUAAAAUAGGGGGACUAUCUACAGAAAAUGCUGUAAUUCUCUAAAUGCUUCAACCGAUAUUGUGAAGAUACCCUCAAAUUAAAGCUGACAGUCUGCACUUUAACCUAAUUUCCAAUCCAAAGUGCUACAGAGCCAAAACAAUUGCAAUUUGAUACUGUGACUUUAUUGCAAUUUGAUGUUCCAAAUAUAUUGCUCCUGCAGAGGGAUGCGAGAGCCAUGAGAAAACAAGUUUUGAUCAGUCAUGGAAUUAAAGGUGCUUAAAACAAAUUGGCUCCCUAUUUAAAAAGAUGGAGAACAAGCUAUGAAGGAAAAAUACUGGAGUUUUGGUGCAGGUACAGCAAAUUAGUGCAAAAAUAAUAUUGUGAUAUUGUCAAAAAUAAUAUCCCUAUAUGUAACUAUCAAUUUAAAUUUUGCCCGUCACUAGUUUGUUUUUACCUGAAGGUAAACUGCUACUGCUUUCCCACCGCUGUAGGUAGUAGACCAGGCUAUUUCACUGAAUGGUGUAGGAGUUUGCCUGCUAACUUGGAUAAACGCAUAGGGCAGUCUACAUGUAGGUUGACACAGGUUUUUCUGGUUUGUAUUGAAAGCAAAGUGUUCAUGUGUCUUUUUGAACUAGGAAAUAUGAAGUUGUUGUUGUUGCACACUCUUUAGGAAAGUAAGCUAGCAAAGUCUGUUCCUGCUUUGUGAAAAAGGUCUACACCGGUGCUUCAUGGUCUGCAGAUGCUUUCUGCUUCUCCUAUGUUGUUAAUCUGCAGUUUGUCACUAAGGCCCUUGUAUGAGUUGUUGUGGAAAUCGCCUGGAUUGCCUCCUUUUAACCCGUGGGAAUGAUGCCACCGCAAGGUCUUCCACAUUUUGUCCCUCUGUGCCUUUUAUGAAUACUAUUAUUGGAUACUCUGAGGAGCUGGAGUGUGUGUGUUUGUGUGUUCUGUUUUUUUUUUUUUUUUUUUUUUUUUUUUUUUUGGGGGGAUGGAUCAGCUUAAUAUUGCAGAUAGAUUGUAUCUUCUAUCAAUGUAAUUGUCUGCAUCACUUCCAAUCCCCCAUGUUUAUUUUUAUUUUUUAUAUAUAUAUUCCCCUUUAUUACUUUUCAACCCCACCAUCCUUUCCCUACUUGGAGUAAAUUAGUGAACAACAACGCCCAGGCCUCUACUUCCGGUCUAUACUUACUAUCUACACCUUAUGGACAGAGUUAAUUUUACAAUAAUUCUAUAUAUAUAUAUAUAUAUAUAUAUAUAUAUAUUUAUUUAUUUAUUUAUUUAUUUAUUUAUUUAUUUAUUUUUUUGCUCCUGAACUUCUUCUACUCUCAACCUCUCCGAUCAUUUUCAUGAUGUCCAUCCGGUUUGCUUCUAAAUGCCAUAUCUUUCUAACUGUGCUCUUUCCCAAAAGCUGUUUGUGUGUUCUGUUUAUGAUGGAUGUAUUUGGGGUUUGUCUUGUUGCUUUAUCCCUUCCUCUAAAACCCCAUUCGUUAAGCACUGUUUUAACCAAUUGGCUGGGAGUAUAUUAAAAUAGUCCUGCGUUUUUGUUUUGGCUUUGGCGGGACAGUCUCUGUCUUGUGAUAGGUUUUAUAUUAAGGUGUGGUCUAUGCCAGGUUAGGUAGGCUAUCUGGGAAGCUGGGGAAAAGAGGGAGUGAGUUUUGGUUUUGGCAAUGAGAUUGCUAUGCAUUUUGGGGAAAUUCCCUCUCAAGUUGCUCUUGAGGGGCUGUUGGAUUCAGAACAGAGGUUGUGGUUUGUACGUGCUGAGUCCAACAGGGCUGGGCGAUAUAUCAAAUUAAUUUGAAAGUAUGUUUUAGUGUGAUGUUCCAAAUGCCUGUAUCGCAAUAAUUAACGUUAUUCCCCCCCCACCCCCCGUUUUUAUGAGCGUUCUGUCUUUUUGGGCUUGUCUCCUUAUGUGCCGUGUGCACUGUGCACCUUCCCACUGGCACACAGACACCAAGCCCCUCCCCCUGCCACUCACCACAACAAAAUACAAAAGAUAACUUCUUCCUCACUGACAACAAGCAGUUUAAACUCGCAAUUUGCAUUUUGAGGUUUAGUCCAACAGAAUCGGGUCAUAUGGACAGCGAAACGUUUAGAGACGUCUAUUACAGUAUAAUAAUGAGAAGUUAACCUUUCUAACGAUACCCUUUUUAUGUCUCCCCUCCCAAAAUGUAGAAUUGAGCAGACCCUACUAAAAUAAGAGUAUCAAUGAACAUGAUGUAUGCUCAGUUUCUGUCACGCGCUGCAUUGUGCUACCACAUACCGCUAGCAGCAUUUUAGCCACAGACUGUUAUGUGCUAGCUGUCUGGUCUGUGUUUUUAUAAAUGUGCAAUGAGCAUACAAAUACAAAUUUAUAUUAGGGUUGGGCGGUAUCCAAUGUUCAUACCGUUUCUGUACCAUACUGGGGUAUAUGGUAUUACCGGAUGUGCACACAAGGGGCACUAUUUCAACAACCACCCACAAAACAAUUUAGGCAACCGGGAUCUUGAUCCAGGAGGAGAUUGAAUGUCUCUGCUGUAACCAAGAAACUUGAUUUUGACAUCUAGCCACUUGGCUAGCAAGUUAGCGAACCAAAUGCAUAGCUGGAGCCCUGAGCUGGAUAUAAUUUAUUUGACACAUCUUAGAUUUCUUAUAGUUAUAAGCAGUGGCGUAGUGCACUGCCCCCGCGAUGCGGGUGUUCCCCCAACCCAAAAAACAAAACAAAAGUUUAGAAAAUCAUACUGUCGGUAUUUCGAAAUAUACCGCUUAUACGGUAUAAACGGUAUAUCACCCAAUCCUAAUUUAUAUAAGAAAUUAGCAACUCGUUCUCAUUCUUAGAAAUAAGCAUCUUAUCCCGGUAGGCCACUUGAUUUCAAUAUCUAAACAAAGUGAACAUGUUGUUCAAACAGUUGGAGAUGGACAGGAGAGUGUAUUCUUAACAUUUAAACUGUUCUACCAUGUUAGCAAGCAAAUAGAUCCAAGUUUGCUAGACUUGAAAUAUAAAGUUUUAGCUGGCUACUCAUUAGCACGUGGGCUUGUGAUUUGUUUAUGAGACCUGUGUGAAUUUUCUAUAAUGCCUGCUACAAGAAGUUGGGCACUAUUAGUGAAUAUUCUGGUUACAUUUCUACCAAAAUGGCAUUUUCAUAGACUUGAAAGCCAGAUCAGUGAUUUUGCAAAAAAAAUGCAGGAUAAACUAUUUUGAUGAAAUUAUGAAAUGAUUAGUGUGUCUUAUGGUUGUGGAAGGCUUAUAUUUAGCCUAGGUAUCAUAUUACAAGCCCUGAAUUCAUUAAAUUAUUCUGGACUGUUUGAAAUGUUGUGUUUUGACCUUUAAUUGUGCAACAAAGCUUAUUUAGUGAACAUUAAAAUCUAUAUAUCGCGACUCGCCCAUAAGUUUGAAAAAAUGGCAUAUUUUUUGCCAUAUCACUCAGCCCUAGUCCAACAUCAAUGGUGUUCUCUCUCACUUUGCAGACAGAGAGACAUUGCCUCAUCUUACACCUGCGGGAUGUUGUCGGCUUGUCAGACACACGGAGAGAGAACAGCUUUCCCUGGAGCACGAUCCACGUGUUAAAUCUGAAUGACAUUUAAUCACAACAAGAGCUAAAGGUCUCCUGAAUGGCCCCGUGGCUGUAUAGUGUUAAAUUAAACCUAGCUUAGCUCCUUGUCAACUCUGUUACUGCCCUCUCUUCUCUGAGAGUUCCCUGUCUGUGUAAACCUAUUGACAGCAUCAAAUGAGGUCAGUCUUUGAGAUUCAAAUUUUGUCCUUUGGUUAGUGUGAGGAAGAAACGCCCCACGGAUUUGCCUUUUCCUGAUCAGAAUUGAUAAUUGGAACUGUUUACCUUAGCUGAACAAACCAUGCUCUGUGUGGUCCCUGAGUUGGCCCUCUGUCCUGUGUUGGAGGAGCACAGGGCCUGUAUCCACCAAGCGUCUCAGAGUAGGAGUGCUGUUCUAGGAUCUGUCCAUAUAACUCUUAUUCAUUAUGAGCUAAAAGGCCAAACUGAUCCUAGAUCAGCAUUCCUACUCUGAGACACUUUAUGGAUACGGGCCCUGGUGUGGAGUCAGGCUGCCAUACUGGACUCAUUUCUAUGAAUUGGUGAAUGGAUAGGCUACAAAACGUUUGCUUCUGGGGGUGCUCUUGAGACAAAAGGGUUCCCAUUAAUGGACAGACAUUCUCCUGAAACUAGGCUAACAUACAGGAACUCAAGUCCUUUUGUUCACCCGACCUAGAGUACCUCACAAUCAAAUGGCGACCGUAUUAUCUCUCGAAUUUUCCUCUGUUAUAGCCACGGCAGUUUAUAUCCCCCAUUAAAGCCGAUACCACGACGUCCCUCAAAGAACUUCACUGGACUUUAUGCAAACUGGAAACCACAUCCUGAGGCUGCAUUUAUUGUAGCUGGGGAUUUUAACAAAGCAAAUUUGAGGACUAGGCUGCCGAAGUUCUAUCAACAUAUCGAUUGUAGUACCCGCGCUGCUAAAACACUAGACCACUGUUAUUCAAACUUCUGAGAUGCUUACAAGGCCCACCCCCGCCCUCAAUUCGGCAAAUCUGACCACUACUCCAUUUUGCUUCUCCCUUCCUAUAGGCAGAAACUGAAACAGGAAGUACCCGUGCUAAGGACUAUUCAACACUGGUCUGACCAAUCGGAAUCCACGCUUUAGGAUUGUUUUGAUCACUCGGACUGGGAUAUGUUCCAGGUAGCUUGCGAAAAUAAUUUUGACGAAUACACCGAUACCGUAACUAAGUAUAUCAGGAAGUGUAUAGGAGAUGUCGUAACCACUGUGACUAUUAAAACCUACCCUAACCAGAAACCGUGGAUAGAUGGCAGCAUUCACGCGAAACUGAAAGCACGAACCACCGCAUUUAACCAUGGUAAGGUGACUAGGAAUAUGGCAGAAUACAAACAGUGUAGUUAUUCACUCCGCAAGGCAAUCAAACAAGCAAAACGUCAGUAUAGAGACAAAGUGGAGUUGCAAUUCAUGUGGCAGGGUCUACAGACAAUCACGGGCUACAAAAGGAAAACAGCCACAUCGCCUAUACCGACGUCUUGCUUCCAGACAAGCUAAACACCUUCUUAGCCCGCUUUGAGGAUAACACAGUGCCAACGACGCGGCCCGCUACCAAGGACUGUGGGCUCUCCUUCUCCGUGGCCGACGUGAGUAAAACAUUUAAACGUGUUAACCCUCGCAAGGCUGCCGGCCCAGACGGCAUCCCUAGCCGCGUGCUCAGAGCAUGCGCAAACCAGCUGGCUGGUGUGUUUACGGACAUAUUCAAUCUCUCCCUAUCCCAGUCUGCUGUCCCCACAUGCUUCAAGAUGGCCACCAUUGUUCAGCAAAGGUAACUGAACUAAAAGACUAUCGCCCGUAGCACUCACCUCUGUCAUCAUGAAGUGCUUUGAGAGACUAGUCAAGGAUCAUAUCACCUCUACCUUACCUGCCACCCUUGACCCACUCAGCGAUCACUGCCUCAUUGCCUGCGUCCGUAAUGGGUCCGCGGUCAAAUGACCACCCCUCAUCACUGUCAAACGCUCCCUAAAACACUUCAGUGAGCAGGCCUUUCUAAUUGACCUGGCCCGGGUAUCCUGGAUGGAUAUUGACCUCAUUCCGUCAGUAGAGGAUGCCUGGAUGUUCUUCAAAAGUGCUUUCCUCUCCAUCUUAAAUAAGCAUGCCCCAUUCAAAAAAUUCAGAACUAAGAACAGAUUUAGCCCCUGGUUCACCCCAGACUUGACUGCCCUUGACCAGCACAAAAACAUCCUGUGGCGUACUGCAUUAACAUCGAACAGCCCCCGCGAUAUGCAACUUUUCAGGGAAGUCAGGAACCAAGCUGCUAAAUACACAAGCAGUUAGGAAAAUAAAGGCUAGCUUUUUCAAACAUAAAUUUGCAUCCUGUAGCACUAACUCCAAAAAGUUUUGGGACACUGUAAAGUCUAUGGAGAAUAAGAGCACCUCCUCCCAGCUACCCACUGCACUGAGGCUAGGAAACACUGUCACCACCGAUAAAUCUACAAUAAUCGAGAAUUUCAAUAAGCAUUUUGCUAUGGCUGGCCAUUCUUUCCACUUGGCUACCCCUACCCCGGCCACCAGCUCUGCACCCUCUGCUGCAGCUUGCCCCCCCCCCACCCCGCUUCUCCUUCACCCAAAUUCAGAUAGCUGAUGUCCUGAAAGAGCUGCUAAAUCUGGACCCCUACAAAUCAGCAGGGCUAGACAAUCUGGACUCUUUCUUUCUAAAAUUAGCCGCCGAAAUUGUCGCAACCCCUAUUACUAGCCUGUUCAACCUCUCUUUCGUAUCGUCUGAGAUCCCCAGAGAUUGGAAAGCUGCCGCGGUCAUCCCCCUCUUCAAAGGGGGUGACACUCUAGAUCCAAACUGUUACAGACCUAUAUCCAUCCUGCCCUGCCUUUUGAAAGUAUUUGAAAGCUAGUUAACAAACAGAUCACUGACCAUUUCGAAUCCCACCGUACCUUCUCCGCUAUGCAAUCCGGUUUCCGAGCUGGUUAUGGGUGCACCUCAUCCAGAAGGAGAGGUCCAUACAGGUGCAUCAAAGCUGGGACCGAGAGACUGAAAAACAGCUUCUAUCUCAAGGCCAUCAGACUGUUAAAUAGCCAUCACUAGCCUAUUAGAGGCUGCUGCCUAUAGACAUAGACUAGAAAUCACUUGCCACUUUAAGAAAUGGAACACUAGCCACUUUGAUAAUGUUUACAUAUCUUGUAUUACUCAUCUCAUAUGUGUAUAUACUGUAUUCUAUACUAUUCUACUGUAUCUUAGGCCAUGCCGCUCUGACAUCGCUCGUCCAUAUAUGUAUAUAUUCUUAAUUAAUUCCUUACUUAGAUUUGUGUGUAUUGGGUAUAUGUUGUGAAAUUGUUAGAUAUUACUUGUUAGAUAUUACUGCACUGUCGGAGCUAGAAGCACAAGCAUUUCGCUACACCCGCAAUAACAUCUGCUAAACACUUGUAUGUGACCAAUAAAAUGUGAUUUGAUUUGAUGUCAUUGGACAGAAAUGACACACCUCCCCACACCCAUGAGCAAAAGCAUAGCCUAAGUAUUGUUUGUCUAAAACCUAAGGAUUUCUGUGAUUUUAUGAAAUAAGAAAUUGAUAGUAUUAUAGGAUUAUAUCACAUGUAAAUGAACCAUACAGCCAACAUUCAAGGCAACAUUUGAUUUUAACCAAUUAACUAAACUAGCAACGUAACUUCCAUAGUGUAUCUUUAAGUUUUUUCUUGUGUACAACUUUUUGUCUAUAUCUUAUCUUGCCCUUAUUAUCCCCAGGCUCUGCCCAUGCAGCUGCUGUGUUGACUGGCAUUGGAAUGGAUGCAAUUAUAGCCCAGGGGUGACCAUUGGCCAAUCUUGGUCAUGUAGGCAGGAGUAGGAGAGGAGUCAAUGCUGGGCUGGACGAAAAUAAAGCAAUUGUACAUGAGAGGGCGUGAUAAAUGACUUUGUUUUAGCACGGCUGUGCUGUGGUCAUAGGUACAAGGCGGCACAAAGUACCGUAGAUCAGCACAGCCAUGCUAAAAAAGUUGUUUUGCACAACCUCGAGUGUACAAUAGCUUUUCUACAUUUACAUUUACAUCAUUUAGCAGACGCUCUUAUCCAGAGCGACUUACAAAUUGGUGCAUUCAACUUAUGAUAGCAAGUGGGACAACCACUUUUUUUCUUUUUUUUCUAUGGGGGGGGGGGGGGGGGGGUAGAAGGAUUACUUUAUACUAUUCCAGGUAUUCUUUAAAGAGGUAGGGUUUCAAGUGUCUCCGGAAGGUGGUCAGUGACUCCGCUGUCAUGGGGGAGCUUGUUCCACCAUUGGGGUGCCAGAGCAGCAAAUAGCUUUGACUGGGCUGAGCGGGAACUGUGCUUCUGUAGAGGUAGGGGAGCUAGCAGGCCAGAGGUGGAUGAACGUAGUGCCCUCGUUUGUGUUUAGGGUCUGAUCAGAGCCUGAAGGUAAGGAGGUGCCGUUCCCCUCACAGCUCCGUAGGCAAGCACCAUGGUCUUGUAGUAGAUGCGAGCCUCAACUGGAAGUCAGUGGAGUGUGCGGAGGAGCGGGGUGACAUGAGAGAACAUGGGAAGGUCGAACACCAGACGGGCUGCGGCGUUCUGGAUAAAUUGUAGGGGUUUAAUGGCACAGGCAGGGAGCCCAGCCAACAGCGAGUUGCAGUAAUCCAGUAAAUUCUACAAUGCCCCCCCCCCCCAAAAAAAAAAAAAAAAUAUAGAAUAUAUAUCUAUAUAUCUAUAUAUAUAUAUAUAUAUAUAUAUAUAUAUAUACACACACACACAGUGAGGGAAAACAUUUUUGAUCCCCUGCUGAUUUUGUACGUUUGCCAACUGACAAAGAAAUGAUCAGUCUAUAAUUUUAAUGGUAGGUUUAUUUGAACAGUGAGAGACAGAAUAACAACAAAACAAUCCAGAAAAAACACAUGUCAGAAAUGUUAUUAAUUGAUUUGCAUUUUAAUGAGGGAAAUAAGUAUUUGACCCCCUCUCAAUCAGAAAGAUUUCUGGCUCCCAGGUGUCUUUUAUACAGGUAACGAGCUGAGAUUAGGAGCACACUCUUAAAGGGAGUGCUCCUAAUCUCAGUUUGUAACCUGUAUAAAAGACACCUGUCCACAGAAGCAAUCAAUCAAUCGGAUUCCAAACUCUCCACCAUGGCCAAGACCAAAGAGCUCUCCAAGGAUGUCAGGGACAAGAUUGUAGACCUACACAAGGCUGGAAUGGGCUACAAGACCAUCGCCAAGCAGUUUGGUGAGAAGGUGACAACAGUUGGUGCAAUUGUUCGCAAAUGGAAGAAACACAAAAGAACUGUCAAUCUCCCUCGGCCUGGGGCUCCAUGCAAGAUCUCACCGCAUGGAGUUACAAUGAUCAUGAGAACGGUGAGGAAUCAGCCCAGAACUACACGGGAGGAUCUUGUCAAUGAUCUCAAGGCAGCUGGGACCAUAGUCACCAAGAAAACAAUUGGUAACACACUACGCCGUGAAGGACUGAAAUCCUGCAGCACACGCAAGGUCCCCCUGCUCAAGAAAGCACAUAUACAGGGCCAUCUGAAGUUUGCCAAUGAACAUCUGAAUGAUUCAGAGGAGAACUGGGUGAAAAUGUUGUGGUCAGAUGAGAUCAAAAUCAAGCUCUUUGGCAUCAACUCAACUCGCCAUGUUUGGAGGAGGAGGAAUGCUGCCUAUGACCCCAAGAACACCAUCCCCACUGUCAAACAUGGAGGUGGAAACAUUAUGCUUUGGGGGUGUUUUUCUGCUAAGGGGACAGGACAACUUCACUGCAUCAAAGGGACGAUGGACGGGGCCAUGUACCGGCAAAUCUUGGGUGAGAACCUCCUUCCCUCAGCCAGGGCAUUGAAAAUGGGUCGUGGAUGGGUAUUCCAGCAUGACAAUGACCCAAAACACACGGCCAAGGCAACAAAGGAGUGGCUCAAGAAGAAGCACAUUAAGGUCCUGGAGUGGCCUAGCCAGUCUCCAGACCUUAAUCCCAUAGAAAAUCUGUGAAGGGAGCUGACGGUUGGAGUUGCCAAACGUCAGCCUCGAAACCUUAAUGACUUGGAGAAGAUCUGCAAAGAGGAGUGGAACAAAAUCACUCCUGAGAUGUGUGCAAACCUGGUGGCCAACUACAAGAAACUUCUGACCUCUGUGAUUGCCAACAAGGGUUUUGCCACCAAGUACUAAGUCAUGUUUUGCAGAGGGAUCAAAUACUUAUUUCCCUCAUUAAAAUGCAAAUCAAUUCAUAACAUUUUUGACAUGCGUUUUUCUGGAUUUUGUUGUUGUUAUUCUGUCUCCCACUGUUCAAAUAAACCUACCAUUAAAAUUAUAGACUGAUCAUGUCUUUGUCAGUGGGCAAACGUACAAAAUCAGCAGGGCAUCAAAUACUUUUUUCCCUCACCGUAUAUAUAUAUAUAUAUAUAUAACACACACACACACACAGUGGCUUGCGAAAGUAUUCACCCCCUUGGCAUUUUUCCUAUUUUGUUGCCUUACAACCUGGAAUUAAAAUGUAUUUGGGGGGGGGGGUUGUAUCAUUUGAUUUACACACCAUGCCUACCACUUUGAAAAUGCAAAAUAUUUUUUCUUGUGACACAAACAAGAAAUAAGACAACAAAAAAAAUAGAACUGUACACCAGCGUGCAUAACUAUUCACCCCCCCAAAGUCAAUACUUUGUAGAGCCACCUUUUGCAGCAAUUACAGCUGCAAGUCUCUUGGGGUAUGUCUCUAUAAGCUUGGCACAUCUAGCUACUGGGAUUUUUUCCCAUUCUUCAGGGCAAAACUGCUCCAGCUCCUUCAAUUUGGAUGGGUUCCUCUGGUGGACAGCAAUCUUUAAGUCAUACCACAAAUUUUCAAUUGGAUUGAGGUCUGGGCUUUGACUAGGCCAUUCCAAGACAUUUAAAUAUUUCCCCUUAAACCACUCGAGUGUUGCUUUAGCAGUAUCCUUAGGGUCAUUCUCCUGCUGGAAGGUGAACCUCCGUCCCAGUCUAAAAUCUCUGGAAGACAAACAGGUUUCCUCAAGAAUUUCCCUGUAAUUAGCGCCAUCCAUCAUUCCUUCAAUUCUCACCAGUUUCCCAGUCCCUGCCGAUGAAAAACAUCCCCACAGCAUAUGUUUGCUUAUUUUUUUCUUUAAGCAAUGGCUUUUUUCUGGCCAUUCUUCCUUAAAGCCCAGCUCUGUGGAGUGUAUGGCUUAAAGUGGUCCUAUGGACAGAUACUCCAAUCUCCGCUGUGGAGCUUUGCAGCUUCUUCAGGGUUAUCUUUGGUCUCUUUGUUGCCUCUCUGAUUAAUGCCCUACUUGCCUGGUCCGUGAGGUUUGGUGGGCGACCCUCUCUUGGCAGGUUUGUUGUGGUGCCAUAUUCUUUCAAUUUUUUAAUAAUGGAUUUAAUGUUGCUCCGUGGGAUGUUCAAAGUUUCGCAUAUUUUCUUUUUUUAUAACCCAACCCUGAUCUGUACUUCUCCACAACUUUGUCCCUGACCUGUUUGGAGAGCUCCUUGGUCUUCAUGGUGCCGCUUGCUUGGUUGUGCCCCUUGCUUAGUGGGGUUGCAGACUCUGCGGCCUUUCAGAACAGGUGUGUGUGUGUGUAUAUAUAUAUAUAUACACACACACACACACACACACACACACACACACACACACAGUGGGGCAAAAAAGUAUUUAGUCAGCCACUAUUUGUGCAAGUUCUCCAACUUAAAAAGAUGAGAGAGGCCUGUAAUUUUCAUCAUAGGUACACGUCAACUAUGAAAGACAAAUUGAGAAAAAAAAAUCCAGAAAAUCACAUUGUAGGAUUUUUUAUGAAUUUAUUUGCAAAUUAUGGUGGAAAAUAAGUAUUUGGUCACCUACAAAGAAGCAAGAUUUCUGGCUCUCACAGACCUGUAACUUCUUCUUUAAGAGGCUCCUCUGUCCUCCACUCGUUACCUGUAUUAAUGGCAUCUGUUUGAACUUGUUAUCAGUAUAAAAGACACCUGUCCACAACCUCAAACAGUCACACUCCAAACUCCACUAUGGCCAAGACCAAAGAGCUGACAAAAGACACCAGAAACAAAAUUGUAGACCUGCACCAGGCUGGGAAGACUGAAUCUGCAAUAGGUAAGCAGCUUGGUUUGAAGAAAUCAACUGUGGGAGCAAUUAUUAGGAAAUGGAAGACAUACAAGACCACUGAUAAUCUCCCUCGAUCUGGGGCUCCACGCAAGAUCUCACCCCGUAGGGUCAAAAUGAUCACAAGAACGGUGAGCAAAAAUCCCAGAACCACACGGGGGGACCUAGUGAAUGACCUGCAGAGAGCUGGGACCAAAGUAACAAAGCCUACCAUCAGUAACACACUACGCCGCCAGGGACUCAAAUCCUGCAGUGCAAGACGUGUCCGCCUGCUUAAGCCAGUAAAUGUCCAGGCCUGUCUGAAGUUUGCUAGAGUGCAUUUGGAUGAUCCAGAAGAGGAUUGGGAGAAUGUCAUAUGGUCAGAUGAAACCAAAAUAUAACUUUUUGGUAAAAACUCAACUCGUCGUGUUUGGAGGACAAAGAAUGCUGAGUUGCAUCCAAAGAACACUCAAAUCAAAUCAAAUCAAAUCAAAUUUUAUUGGUCACAUGCGCCGAAUACAACAGGUGCAGACAUUACAGUGAAAUGCUUACUUACAGCCCUUAACCAACAGUGCAUUUAUUUUAAACAAAAAAGUAAGAAUAAAACAACAACAAAAAAGUGUUGAGAAAAAAAGAGCAGAAGUAAAAUAAAGUGACAGUAGGGAGGCUAUAUAUACAGUAAAAUAAAGUGACAGUAGGGAGGCUAUAUAUACAGGGGGUACCGUUGCAUAGUCAAUGUGCGGGGGCACCGGCUAGUUGAGGUAGUUGAGGUAAUAUGUACAUGUGGGUAGAGUUAAAGUGACUAUGCAUAAAUACUUAACAGAGUAGCAGCAGCGUAAAAAGGAUGGGGUGGGGGGGCAGUGCAAAUAGUCCGGGUAGCCAUGAUUAGCUGUUCAGGAGUCUUAUGGCUUGGGGGUAGAAGCUGUUGAGAAGUCUUUUGGACCUAGACUUGGCACUCCGGUACCGCUUGCCGUGCGGUAGCAGAGAGAACAGUCUAUGACUAGGGUGGCUGGAGUCUUUGACAAUUUUGAGGGCCUUCCUCUGACACCGCCUGGUAUGGGGGUACCUACUGUGAAGUAUGGGGGUGGAAACAUCAUGCUUUGGGGCUGUUUUUCUGCAAAGGGACCAGGACGACUGAUCCGUGUAAAGGAACGAAUGAAUGGGGCCAUGUAUCGUGAGAUUUUGAGUGAAAACCUCCUUCCAUCAGCAAGGGCAUUGAAGAUGAAACGUGGCUGGGUCUUUCAGCAUGACAAUGAUCCCAAACACCGGGCAAUGAAGGAGUGGCUUCGUAAGAAGCAUUUCAAGGUCCUGGAGUGGCCUAGCCAGUCUCCUGAUCUCAACCCCAUAGAAAAUCUUUGGAGGGAGUUGAAAGUCUGUGUUGCCCAGCGACAGCCCCAAAACAUCACUGCUCUAGAGGAGAUCUGCAUGGAGGAAUGGGCCAAAAUACCAGCAACAGUGUGUGAAAACCUUGUGAAGACUUACAGAAAACGUUUGACCUGUGUCAUUGCCAACAAAGGGUAUAUAACAAAGUAUUGAGAAACUUUUGUUAUUGACCAAAUACUUAUUUUCCACCAUAAUUUGCAAAUAAAUUCAUUAAAAAUCCUACAAUGUGAUUUUCUGGAUUUUUUUUUCUCAUUUUGUCUGUCAUAGUUGACGUGUACCUAUGAUGAAAAUUACAGGCCUCUCUCAUCUUUUUAAGUGGGAGAACUUGCACAAUUGGUGGCUAAAUACUUUUUUUCCCCACUGUGUAUAUAUAUAUAUAUAUAUAUAUAUGUAUGUAUGUAUGUAUGUGAAUGUGUAUAUAUGUAUAUAUAUAUAUGUAUAUAUGUAUAUAUAUGUGUAUAUAUAUAUAUAUAUAUAUAUAUAUAUAUAUAUAUAUAUAUAUACUUAGAUUGCACACAGGUGGACUUUAUUUAACACAUUUUGUGACUUCUGAAGGUAAUUGGUUUCACCAGAUCUUAUUUAGGGGCUUCAUAGCAAAGGGGGUGAAUACAUAUGCACGCACCUCUUUUCUGUUAUUUAUUUUGUGUAAUUUUUUUAAGUUAUUUUUUUCACUUCACUAAUUUGGAGAAUUUUGUGUAUGUCCAUUACAUGAAAUCCAAAUAAAAAUCAUUUUAAAUUACAGGUUGUAAUGCAACAAAAUAGGAAAAGCGCCAAGGGGGAUGAAUACUUUUGCAAGGCACUGUAUAUAACGUUAUUUUGAUAAAUGUAUUCAUAGGCUACUAUUUCAUCCCUCAACGAAAAUAUAGUUCUGACAUUUAUGGUUUCUAGCCAAGCCGGCUGACCGUUCAUGCUAUCAGUUAGUUUGCCAGAGACGCGACCCAUUCGUUAAAUAUUUUUGUUCUAUAUCUAUGGAUGCGUCCCAGUCGUUCGUUCUAAAUGUUCCGUUGCCAUGCUGGCUGGCAACGCUCUUAUCCCUUGCUUGCUAGCUAGCAAACAACGGCUAACACAGUCAGGUCAAGCAGCUAGAAUAACAGCAAAGUAGCUGCAAUUGUGUUUGUUUAAGCUGUUUUGGAUACAUCCAUAACAAUGAGCUAAUGAUGCAUGAUUUUGCCCGGCAUAGAAAAUGUGCUCUCUCGUCAGGACACUGUUCAGAGGAGCAAGCCAACUACACCGCUAACGCAAUUACUUAAAACUGAAGCUGGUAAGACAGCAAACUAGCUGCAUUAUGCUGAUUCAUGAUUUCAAAUGGCUGAGAAAAGAUGUCAGUCUCGUCCUGACAUUUUAAUUCUCAAUAGUACAGCGGAGAUCGAAUUUCAAUAUUGAAACUAUGUUGCAACUGUCAAGAGACAGAUGGCAACUAUUGUACAGUGCGUCUCGACCAAUCACAAUGCUUGUUUUGACCAACCCGUUGUAGAAGCCUGCACUGCACACCUCCAGGCAGGACCGCUAUUGGACAUCCCUCAAAUAAAUCCUGCUCAUCCUUCCUCUGUGGCUCCUUGGUAACUGACAUGUUGUUUUGUUGUUGACCAACAGGUGCAGUUCCAGAAGAUCCAACAGCUGCGUCAGACCCAGACCAGGGCCCACUACUAUGGAGGCUCCCUGCCCAACGUCAACCAGAUCGGCAACGCCAGCGCCGACUUCCAGGUGAGUCCCCCUCCUCAACAAUCAUGUCCCCUUUUUUUCCCAAAAAUGUUUUAUAUACUGUGUCUUCAGAAAGUAUUCAUACCCCUUGACUUAUUCCACAAUUUGUUGUUACAUCCUGAAUUCAAAAUUGAUUCAUACAUUUUUUUGAAUCCCAACCAUCUACACACAGUACCCCAUAAUGACAAAUUGAAAACAUGUUUUUAGAAAUUUUUGGAAAUGUAUUGAAAAUGAAAUACAGAAAUUAAUUACACAAGUAAUAACCUGCCCAGGGACUGCGGUUGAAAAUUAGCCGGCUGGCUAAAACCGGCACUUUUACUGAAACGUUGAUUAAUGUGCACUGUCCCUGUAAAAAUAAACUCAAACUCAAACUCAAGUAUUCAUACCCCUGAUUCAAUACUUUGUAGAAGCACCUUUGGUGGCGAUAACAGCUGUGAGUCUUUCUGGGUAAGUCUCUGAGCUUUGCACACCUGGAUGGACAAUAUUAGCCCCAAAGUCUUCAAGCUCUGUCAAAUUGGUUGUUGAUCAUUGCUAGAGAACCAUUUUCAAGUCUUGCCAUAGAUUUUCAAGCAGAUUUAAGUCAAAACUGUAACUCGGCCACUCUGGAAUAUUCACUUUCUUCUUGGUAAGCAACUCCAGUGUAGAUUUGACCUUGUGUUUUAGGUUAUUGUCCUGCUGAAAGGUGAAUUCAUCUCCCAGUGUCUGGUGGAAAGCAGACUGAACCAGGUUUUCCUCUAUGCUUUUGCCUGUGCUUAGCUCCAUUCUGUUUAUUUUUUUACCCUGAAAAAUUCCCCAGUCCUUAAUGAUUACAAGCAUACCCAUAACCAAUGUUCCCUCUAAGCUGCGUGCAGUAGCCCCGAGACUGCCUCGCAGCUCCCCAGGACUGCUGCGCAGAACAAAUAUCAGUCCACGGAGAGAAGCACAAGAUUGAACUUCACUCAACUUUCUAGAGUUUUCCCUGUUAGUUAACACUAUUAACCUUUCCCUUUACUGUGGCAAUUGUGAUUGAAUCAACGCAAUAUUAGCCACUUUCAAUGCAACAUACCGAAACAAAACAAACUAUGCAAGAGAUUUUGUUGUUGGCAGAAAGCAUCGGAGUAGGAUUGUAUUACACACGCCUCAGGCCAUACUCUACACAGACCGGUGCAGCGUAACCAAUCAGAGCUGCAGUAGUCCUAUAUGCAAAUAGACCAUUGCCAAAUAUGGAUCUGUGCCAUUUACUUUGAACUGGACUGUGUUUACAGCUGUGGUCAUGAGUAGAUGCGCUUGUGUUGAGAUCAAAGCAAGAGCUGCAUGUAGCCACGUGUGCAUAUUUUGUUCAUAUCCUUGGCUAGUUAGUGAGUUUUUAGCCCAGUUAUAGAUAAUUUUUUUGUCUGGAAUAGGGGUAUGAAGACAUCUUUGAAAAGCGAGUAGGUAAAGAGCUUUUUUGUGUGCUAAAGGGGAAGUGUUGUAUUUUGAUACAGGCUUGAAUAAGCUAAGUAGCCAAUAGGCAGAGGGUAGUAUAAUCUGUCUGAUUCUCUGUAGAAAUGGUAUGGGAAUAAUAAUGCAUUUUAUUUUAUAAAGUGGUUUCUUCCAUCAAACAACACCAACAUUUUCAGUCACCUCCUUGUCUGAAGGACAUGUGGAUAAACAUGUUAAUGUCAAGCCCUGCAUGUUUUUUUUUUCCAAAGGUCUCAUGGAAUGUAGGCCUACGUUGAACACCACACAUUGGCUGCUACUUUAGGCUGAAUGAUAGAACGGCUAUUUCCAUGUAAAAAUGUUAUGGGAUGCAUUUUUCCAUUGUUUUUUGACGCUAGGCCUCUGGUAGGCUUACAUUAUGAUCAAAUAGCCACAGUAGCUUUGGCCACUGUUAAAACUGUAACUUAAAGUGGGUACAGCCUCACUGUUCAUAGUGAAAGCGCACUGGAAGUUGCACAGAAUAAUCACAACGUUCAAGUUUGCGUUCAGCAGAUCUGAAAUUUGCUCAGUGCCAACAUUUUUUGGAGGAAACAUUGCCCAUAACAUGAUGCAGCAACCACUUGAAAAUAUAGAGUGUUACUCAGUAAAAUGCUCUAUUGGAAUUGCCUCAAAUGUAACACUAUUCUUUUUUUUUUUGCAGUAUUACUUUAGUGCCUUGUUGCAAACAGACUGCAUGUUUUGGAAUAUUCUUACUUUGGAUAGGCUUCCUUUUCACCCUGUCAAUUAGGUUAGUAUUGUGUAGUAACUACAAUGUUGUUUAUUCAUCCUCAGUUUUCUCCUAUCACAGCCAAUACACUCUAACUGUUUUAAAGUCACCAUUGGCCUCAUGGUGAAAUGUCCUUCUUCUCCGGCAACUGAGUUAGGAACGACGCCUGCAUCUUUGUAGUGUCUGGGUGUAUUGACAUACCAUCCAAAGUGUAAUUAAUAACUUCUCCAUGCUCAAAGGGAUAUUCAAUAUCUGUUAGUUUUUUUUGUUUGCGAGGCAUUGGAAAACCUCCCUGGUCAAAUGUUUGAAAUUCACUGCUUGACUGAGGGACCUUACAGAUAAUUGUAUGUGUGGGGUACCGAGAUGAGCUAGUCACAAUCAUCUUAAACACUGUUAUUGCACACAGUUCAUGCAACUUAUGUGACUUGUUAAGCACAUUUUUACUCUUGAACUUAUUUAGGCUUGCCAUAUCAAAGGGGUUGAAUACUUAUUGACUGAAGACAUUUCAGCUUUACAUUUUGUAUUAAUUUGUAAACAUUUUCGAAAAACAUAAUUCCCCUUUGACAUUAUGAGGUAUUGUGUGUAGGCCAGUGACAAAUCUCAAUUUAAUCCAUUUUAAAUUCAUGCUGUAACACAACAAAAUGUGUAAAAAGUAAAGGGGUUUGAAUACUUCCUGAAGGCAUCGUAUUUAUUUAUUUAUCCAGACGGUACAGUGAGGGGAAAAAGUAUUUGAUCCCCUGCUGAUUUUGUACGUUUGCCCACUGACAAAGAAAUGCUCAGUCUGUAAUUUUAAUGGUAGGUUUAUUUGAACAGUGAGAGACAGAAUAACAACAAAGAAAUCCAGAAAAACGCAUGUCAAAAAUGUUAUAAAUUGAUUUGCAUUUUAAUGAGGGAAAUAAGUAUUUGACCCCUCUGCAAAACAUGACUUAGUACUUGGUGGCGAGACCCUUGUUGGCAAUCAGAGGUCAGACAUUUCUUGUAGAUGGCCACCAGGUUUGCACACAUCCCAGGAGGGAUUUUGUCCCACUCCUCUUUGCAGAUCUUCUCCAAGUCAUUAAGGUUUCGAGGCUGACAUUUGGCAACUCGAACCUUCAGCUACCUCCACAGAUUUACUAUGGGAUUAAGGUCUGGAGACUGGCUAGGCCACUCCAGGACCUUAAUGUGCUUCUUCUUGAGCCACUCCUUUGUUGCCUUGGCCGUGUGUUUUUGGGUCAUUGUCAUGCUGGAAUACCCAUCCACGACCCAUUUUCAAUGCCCUGGCUGAGGGAAGGAGGUUCUCACCCAAGAUUUGAUGGUACAUGGCCCCGUCCAUCGUCCCUUUGAUGCGGUGAAGUUGUCCUGUCCCCUUAGCAGAAAAACACCCCCAAAGCAUAAUGUUUCCACCUCCAUGUUUGACGGUGGGGAUGGUGUUCUUGGGGUCAUAGGCAGCAUUCCUCCUCCUCCAAACACGGCGAGUUGAGUUGAUGCCAAAAAGCUCAAUUUUGGUCUCAUCUGACCACAACACUGUCACCCAGUUCUCCUCUGAAUCAUUCAGAUGUUCAUUGGCAAACUUCAGACGGGCAUGUAUAUGUGCUUUCUUGAGCAGGGGGACCUUGCGGGUGCUGCAGAAUUUCAGUCCUUCACGGCGUAGUGUGUUACCAAUUGUUUUCUUGGUGACUAUGGUCCCAGCUGCCUUGAGAUCAUUGACAAGAUCCUCCCGUGUAGUUCUGGGCUGAUUCCUCACCGUUCUCAUGAUCAUUGCAACUCCACGAGGUGAGAUCUUGCAUGGAGCCCCAGGCCGAGGGAGAUUGACAGUUAUUUUGUGUUGUCACCUUCUCACCAAGCUGCUUGGCGAUGGUCUUGUAGCCCAUUCCAGCCUUGUGUAGGUCUACAAUCUUGUCCCUGACAUCCUUGGAGAGCUCUUUGGUCUUGGCCAUGGUGGAGAGUUUGGAAUCUGAUUGAUUGAUUGCUUCUGUGGACAGGUGUCUUUUAUACAGGUAACAAGCUGAGAUUAGGAGCACUCCCUUUAAGAAUGGGCUCCUAAUCUCAGCUCGUUACCUGUAUAAAAGACACCUGGGAGCCAGAAAUCUUUCUGAUUGAGAGGGGGUCAAAUACUUAUUUCCCUCAUUAAAAUGCAAAUCAUAGUAUAUAAAUGUUUUUACAUUGGUUUUUUUGUUGUUAUUCUGUCUCUCACUGUUCAAAUAAACCUACCAUUAAAAUUAUAGACUGAUCAUUUCAUUGUCAUUUGGCAAACGUACAAAAUCAGCAGGGGAUCAAAUACUUUUUUCCCUUUUUUAUAAAAUCAGAUGAGGUACCAGGAAGUGAACCCCGGUCUCUGGCGUGGGGAUAACUUGUGGACUAGAGUUGACGGUGUUACACCCUGAGCCAAACUCAGGCACUGGGUACCAUGACCCGUCAGUAAUUUUAAUAUUCUACAAGUCUGGCAAGCUAGACUAAGUAGUAAGGUACAACAGUGUUAUGGAACUUUUGGAUAUAAAUAUUUUAUGUACGGUAAGGUCUAAGUUUUCACUGCUUGGUAUGGACUUCAAGCUGACAGAGCAUGUUCCCCUGCUGUAGCAGAUAAAAUGGCUAGAUCAUUUUUGUAAAUUAAAAACAAUAUUAAUGUAGACUUACAGGGAUACUUCUGCAUUUUGGGAAUGAGGCCCUUUAUCUACUUCCCCAGAGUCAGAUGAACUUGUGGAUACCAUUUUUAUGUUUCUGUGUCCAGUAAGAAGGAAGUUGGAGGUAGUUUUGUGAGUCAAUGUUAACUAGCGUUAGCGCAAUGACUGGAAGUCUAUGGGUAUCUACUAUACCUAGGCCUCCAUUCGACGUGUUUGGUCAUUACUUCUAUGGCCAAUUAUUUUUUUUAUUCACCAACUAGACAUUCAACCAAGAAAGGGCCGCAAGAUUGGGUUGAGUAGCCCCAUUGUCCUCGCACCCAGCAACAGCACACAUGUACAUUUACUGUAAAAACCACAGUAUGUUUGAUGCACAUUUACCGUAAAAACUACAGUAUGUGUGACAGUUUCUGGAAAAGGAGACUCGCCUUGUCUCUGUUAGGCAGUAAUUACAAGGUCCCUCUCAACAAAUCCAGGCCAGACCACAAUGACCCCCUAGAUGCACACGCACAUGGCGCUCCGCACAGUACAGUACAGCACUAUACUUUCAGAAAUUCAAAACAGCAAGCCUCUCUUGAGAACUCCAACUAAAUAAUUCAGAUGUUAAUCUUACCCAGACAAGCAACAACAAAAUACAGAGAUCUGUUCUCUGGCUUUGGUCUGUCUCGUUCAGCCCCAGAAGAAACACACAGAGUGGGUGAAUGUGAUAGCGCUGUAGCUGCCCACGUGGGAUUGCUUGUAUUGGUUUCAGUCCUCAGAGGAUAGAGGGGAGAGCGCUAACGUUAGCCUAGAUGUGUAUUCUACAAUACAGUAGCUCCAGGUAAAAGUGCCCUUGUGUUGAAGAAUGGCUCUUUUGAGGGGUGGGAGCAGUGAUCUCUGGAUCUAGUUCUGCAUUCCAAAUGGUACCCUAUUCCCUUUUAUAGUGCACUACUUUAGACCAGAUCCCUAUGGGCCCUGGUCAAAGGUAGUGCACUAUAAAGGGAAUAGGGUGCCAUUUGGGAUGCAGGCCUAGAAACCAGACUUGAUAUCACAGUAGAAAAACAUAGCUCUUUCCCCCUUAGGGAUGCUAGUACAGGUUUAAUGGACCUGGCUGCACUUGAUCCUAAUCAUUUGUUAGUGCUCAUUGUAACAGUAGGGAUGUCCUUUUGGUUAGGGUUUGAGUGUUUUAAUGAAUGAUAUCUGUCUGAAAUCAAGGAGUAAAAGUAGGUUGUUAGUCAUGUAGUACCUACACACUGUAGACAGAAUUAAAGCUGUUAUUUUUGUUCUUGUCUGUCUCUCUGUCUGCCCCAGUCGGUUUCUCUGUCUCUCUGUCUCUCAUAAUAGUAUUACAAAAGUGAGAAUAAUAACAAUAGUAAUACUGGUACUAGUUGUAACAUCAUUACUAAUCAUGGAAUAGUAAUAGCAUGGAAAAGCUUAUUUAGCUACAGACUGUCCCUCAGGCUGUGGCAGGAGACCAAGUAUUUGGCUGCCAAAACAUUUUGGUUCGUCUCUCUCUCAUAUUAACAUCCCCCCCCUCUCCCUCUUCCUCAGGGUGGCUUCCCAGGGGCCUUGGACAGUGUCAGGGGGACACGUCACCAUGGCCUGGUGGAGAGGGUGCACCGGGACCGCAACCAACGCAUUAACUUGCCUCACCGCCGGCCCAUCGACAAGCACGGACGGCAGAUAUCCUUCCACUACCACAAGUAG